Molecule: messenger RNA, 518 nt
Organism: Dermatophagoides pteronyssinus (European house dust mite)
Lineage: Eukaryota; Metazoa; Arthropoda; Arachnida; Sarcoptiformes; Pyroglyphidae
Product: HIG1 domain family member 1A, mitochondrial-like
Biological process (GO): mitochondrial respirasome assembly
Cellular component (GO): mitochondrion
Source: RefSeq, a predicted model, not a curated record
UGCAGACAUCUGUAUUUGAUUUUUUAAUUUGUUCCAGAUUUUCGAUUACCUUGGCAUUGACCCAAAAUUUCUUAUCGGAUCUUUGAAUUUUUACUUUUUUCAUUUUUCAGGAAAAAAUUUGUUUUCGAAAUAAUAAUAAUUAUGGAAACUAAUCAUCAUCAAAAUUCUCCACCACAACAUAUAUUUGUUCAACCUGGACAGAUAUUCGAAGAUACUCCGGAUGAAAAUCGUUUUAUGAAAAAAGUUAAAUCAGGUCCAAUGCUUCCUCUUGCUACGGCUGGAUUUUUGGGCAUCGCUGGCUAUCGAAUUUACAAGGCACGUGAACGUGGUGGAAUGAAAUUAAGUUUCUUUCUUAUCCAUACACGUUUAGCAGCGCAAGGAUUUGCCGUUGCUGCACUUGGUUCUAUAGUUUUAUGGUCACUUGGUAAACGAUUCUAUAAUUGGUCUACUGGACAAUCUCAAUUAAUAACAGACAAUGAUUCAAGUUCCAAUUAAAAUAAAAAUGUUUCAAAAAAAAA